This is a messenger RNA of Hylaeus volcanicus, 2873 nucleotides long. Its product is annotated as aquaporin AQPAe.a-like. The coding region runs from base 393 to 1145 and encodes 250 amino acids. The record is from RefSeq and is a predicted model, not a curated record. NCBI's taxonomy places the organism in Eukaryota, Metazoa, Arthropoda, Insecta, Hymenoptera, Colletidae. Gene Ontology annotation, molecular function: water channel activity. Gene Ontology annotation, cellular component: plasma membrane. The transcript is spliced from 4 exons. Gene Ontology annotation, biological process: transmembrane transport.
UGGCGCUCCGCAGACUCAAUAGCCCAGAAACUCCACGUGGUGUACCGUCGAACAUCGCAAAAUUUCGCGUGCGGAUAAAAAACGGUUACGUUUCUUCCGCUCCUUCCGUUGCCACAGAACACGUUCGGCCGUACUUCUAGCCUAUACGCGAUUCGCUGUCGUCACGAUAGUCAGUUAUUGUCUUCUUCGUUACGAAAUCAUUCUCAGUGAUCGAGGAGGGGGACUCGCGGGUUUCUUGUGACCGGUGGUCGAUACCCUCCGGGGGAUGGUAGCCAGGUUCAAAUGAGAGAACGAUCGUUUGCUGGCAGUCAGCUCUUUUGAACAAGCGAGAAGAGGGUGGUAAAUCGAAGGAAGGCUCGUUGUCCAAGACCUUUGCCGGUGUCGAGGGAAGAAUGGGCAAGGGUUGGAAAGGUGCAAAGGAAUUCGUCGGCAUCGAAGAUGUGACGAAGUUCGACUUUCUGGUCAUGAUGUUCGCCGAGGCACUUGGAACAAUGCUUCUGGUGCUUAUCGGCUGUGCGUCCUGCAUCACGUGGACCGCUGAUAACCCACCCACCGUCGUGCACAUUGCGUUUACCUUCGGUCUCGCUGUGGCAAGCCUGGCACACGUAUUAGGACCAGUUUCAGGCUGUCAUGUGAAUCCAGCUGUAACAGUCGGCCUUCUAAUCAGCGGAAAUUGCUCGUUUCUGAAAGCAAUAUGCUACAUCAUUUGUCAAUGUUGCGGCGCCAUCGCGGGUUCCGCAGUGUUAAAGGUGCUGAUCCCAACAACAGCAGCUCGUAAUGGCUUGGGUGCCACUGCUCUUUCCCUGUCAGUCACCGAGAGUCAAGGUCUCUUCAUGGAAGGUAUCAUCACUUUCCUCCUGAUUCUGGUCGUCCACGCAGUGACCGACCCCAAGAGAACCGACACGAGGGGAUGGGCACCGAUGGCGAUCGGAUUGGCCAUUACCGUGGCUCAUAUGGCAGCCGUGCCCGUUACAGGAAGCAGCAUGAAUCCUGCCAGGACGUUAGGUCCUGCUGUCAUCCUAAGCGAAUGGAAGAACUUAUGGAUUUACUGGGUUGGGCCGAUUAUGGGAGCUUGCGCUGCCGGUGGCCUCUACAGGGUGGCGUUUAGACGCAAGGAGGACGAUGAAGCAUCUUACGAUUUCUGAAAACAGAAUUCAAAAUCGCUAUCCCUAGUGAUGGACCCUCCUUGAAAAGAAAGAAAACUGUCUUAACUCUUUCAGACACGGCGUCCACAAUUGAGGACACAAAAUUUAAAAAUUACCGACACUAUAGUUUAGGACGAAUGUCCAGUUUUCCUCGAAAACUACACUAUUAGGAUUUUUGUUUAAAUUUUUUCCAUAAUAACUGUAAUCCAAGUUCACCCUAAAAAUUAAAUUACAUUAGUACGAGAAGAAAAUAAUUCAGAUCUGAAAGGGUUAAUUAUUAACUGCAAUCACUGGGUCGUAUUUUAUACAAAAGAAGCAAAUUUUUCAUUUAAAGAUCAGGGUCAGUUAAACGAUCAGUGUUCCCGAUCCUCACUUCAAGUAUUUAUUUAUUACUCUAAAGUUUAGACAGUUUAAAAAUCAAAAGGAUUUUGAUCGAGUAAAAUACAUGACAAUUUCUUCCUAGUCUCGCAUAUGGAAAAAAAUAUUUAUCUAAAGGCUUCGAUUCUGUGUUUGAGUUAUCUUCGAUACUGCUACCAUUACAAAUCGUUAUUAAAUUAAUUAUUCUAAUGAAUAUUAAGACACUAAUUAUGAAUUCACAGAGUGAAACUACUGUUUUAUAACUCAUUAAAAUAAUCGACUUUCGAUACAACGAUUUCUAAUGUUUACAAUAUUGAGGAUGAUUUAAGUACUGUGUUGUAAUAUUUAAAUAAACAUAUUCUUGUUCGAGCAAGACCAGAAAGAAAUGACGCUGUAUUAAACAGAUUUAAGUAUAGAAAUAUUCAGUGUGGAAGACGUAAACAGUGAUCAUUUGGUUUUAAACAAAAAGACUUCCUUUUCUCGAAUCAAAUAUGAUUUAGUGAAGGUAGUUAAAAGUUAACAUUAGAAAACAGUGAGACACUGUUCACGGUACUGAAAUAAAUCUUUCACGAUGAAUCUCACGGGAAAAUCAUCGUUCAAUUUACAGGAGAAAGUGGAAUUAUUUCUCCUACCCGAUGUUCUGCAUAAACUUUUACGAUUUUAAAAAUCCGAAGGGAAUGUGGAAAUUUUAUUUAUUAUAGAUUGACCAGUCCUUCAAGAAACCAUGUUCUUGCAUUUUCUUCCAUAUUGCUAUUGACCUCUUCAUAGACGAGUUAUAUUCGCAAAAAAAAGCUGACUAGCAGUUUCAUUCUUCUUCCCUACAGAGAAAUCAAUUUAAUUCUGGAUUAAUUGAUUGAAUUUAACAAAAGUUAUUUGUUUAUACAUUCCAAGCGCAGAAACUCUCUUUUUCUAAGAAAAGGGGAGGAGAGCACCUUCCAAAAAGUUUCGAAAUCACUGUUAUAGCAAUAACAAAUCCGAUUUACAAGACAGUAAAUUGAUUGUGUUAUUAUCGUACAAAAAUAAUGAGUAUUGAACCACUCCUUCGUGGAUCGUGAAAAUUCAGUCUUCUUAAUUAGAAAUACAUUUAAUAAUAAAAAUAAAUAAAAAAAGACGUUUCAAAAUAGAUGUGCUUGCACUGGAGACUCAAGUAAUUUACAAUCGAAUAUCUGAACGAAUUUACUUUUAAUUCUUCACUAUCCAUUCUUUCUGUAAGGGCUCGCAAUAGUUUUCGCAAACAAUGAAACAAAGAAAGUAUGUAAAACAAUAUUUAAUUUGAAAAGGCUAAUCUCAGUCUAAAAACAACUGUUCAAAUUUGGUCGUUACCAAUAAUGUAAUCGAUGUAUUUGUAUUGAUACUAUUUUAAAACAAAAA